Culex quinquefasciatus (southern house mosquito) is the source of this 499-nucleotide messenger RNA. RefSeq lists its product as uncharacterized. Gene Ontology annotation, cellular component: extracellular region. The record is from RefSeq and is a predicted model, not a curated record. The coding region runs from base 79 to 402 and encodes 107 amino acids. The transcript has 2 exons. NCBI's taxonomy places the organism in Eukaryota, Metazoa, Arthropoda, Insecta, Diptera, Culicidae. Gene Ontology annotation, molecular function: chitin binding.
AAGAAGAGGUGUUGCCGACCUUCUAGCUCAGUUAUUGGUUGAUCAGUGGGAUAUUGUAAUCGAUAGUGACUUAAAAAAAUGAAUAUUAAAAUCCUCUCCUUUGUGGUUGUCCUCCAAGUGACCACCGCAGUCCUUAGUGCCCCAGCAGAACCACUGUACGUGAAUCCGUGUCUGGGAAUAACGACCGUUCAGAAUGUGCCAAAUCCAGAAGAUUGCUCCCGAUUCUACAUCUGUAUCAACCAGCAGCCAUUCCCGGGAACAUGUGCCCCUGGACUAAUCUUCGACGUGCUUACGAUGGCCUGCAACCGGGCAGAGGAUUCCGUCUGUAUCGUGGAUCUGCCAUCACCUCCAACGGCAGCCCCAGCCAGUGAGAGUUUCGAGAAUUCUAAAUUAGUUCGAUAGCUUAAAGUCUAGUUUGAAAACGUGAUCAAAAUUUCCUUUCGUGAAUCGUCUUAUUUAUUCAGAAUAAAAUUAACGUUAUUGUUUUAAUAUUCUACUG